AACGGAUGAAAAAUGGGGACAAAAGGCGCUUAUCUAUAGAGAUACGGUAGAAGCACAGCAUGGUCAACGGUUUUACGAAACAUUCAGACCAGGAGACAGUUUCGAAUGGCGAUACGGAAUAAGACUCAUUCACGAAGAGAGAAGACAUAAUGAAAUGGAAGGAGGGCUAAUCUUUUGAUGAAGUGACACCUAAAGAACGGCUGUGACUUGAUCUGAUGGCAGAAGAACGGACGCAACAUUUUCUUGAUUGAUGCCGGACUCAAAAUUUCCUCGGAAAUCAGCAUGAAUCACAGUUGGGCUCCUAAUGUCUGGGUGAAAGUAAACAGAGUGACUCAUAAACUGCCACCUUUUGCUCACCGGGCAGCUGGAUCAUUUUUCAUAGUACCGGGCGUUGAUGUUCCCCACAGUGCUGGUUAUCUGAGCUUCAGGCACUUUCAUCACUCCAGGGUCAGGAACAGAAGAGGAUGGAUUUGUAGAGCUAACCACGUCAAGCAACGCGUUGGACUCCACACCAGUUGUUUGUGUUUGAACGCUUCAACCUCAAAGUGGUCAGCUGGUCUCAGUCAACAUAUGUCUCGCUUUAGAAGUACAGUGGACUCUUUGUCCAAGGCUGUGAGCGGGACUCAAGCUGACCUUCUGUCCAUCAUGUCCCGCAUCAAAUCUAAAGGUUCAAAUGAAGCCCCAGCUAAAAGCCUGACAGGUAGUGAAUCUACACCUCCCUCCACUGAUGGUGCCCUUCCCUCUAAAGCAACCACAGCACCAACUCCCCCAGAUCUAUCUUCAGCCAGCGUUUCCACAUCGGUUGCUCCAGUUGAUGUGAAGGCCACUACCUCUACUCAUCCUCAUACAUCUACUCAAGUCACUGUCACUGCUGCCAUUGUAACUGUCUCCGAUGCUCAUGAGAAAAAGCUGAGACGCACAGUCUCCGUUGUCAAAGCUAGUUGUGCCAAGAAGCUCAUCGCGCCUUCUCCACUACUAAACCACACAGAGAGCGGAAGCAGAGCUCCCAAAGAAGCCCCAGCACUUUUCCAUCCCAGCACUUUCCCUGUCAGCCUCGAUGAAACGUACACCUACCUUGCUCACCACAUCAACACAUACUUUGGGAGCGACACAAAGACUCAGGAUCAGAUAAAGGACAUUAAAGAAGGCUUCCCAUCUCUCCCCCAGGAUCAACAAACUUCAAACCUCGCCCAGAUUUCUAAUAAACCCGCUCCAACUGCUCGCCCCACACCUCCGUCCUCCAAAAAGAGCUUCGGACAAUACCUGUCAUCCUCAGCCCCCACCGUUCAGGCAUUUGUCGGCAGCUACAUCGCUCCUUUUGUUCCUAAGUUUCGGACAAGAGAAGCCAAAAGUUCUGCAAGCGAGGAGAUGAAGCAUGAGGCUCUUCAAGUGAAACCGAUCGAGGCAACCGUUAACAAGGAGCAGAUGGGAGCAGAGGAAAAGGCCAAAAAACUUCAGCUUCAGCGGGAAAAGAUUAUUGCCAGGGUGAGCGUGGACAACCGAACGCGGGCUUUGGUCCAGGCCCUCUACAGAGCAUCUGAUGUUCGAGUUUACAUCAGCAGGGUGGAGGAUUUAAGUUACCACCUCCUGGAGUUUCCAGACACUCGUAUUGUUGCAGUAAAGGAGAAAGCGAUUCCUUGCCUCCUGCGUUUAAUGCAGGCCAACGACGCAGGCUUAAGAGCAGCAGUCAGAGAAGCUCUGGCGCUAAUUGGCUAUCAGAAACCGGUUCGGGGACGAGGCAUCCGCGUCUUGUCCAUCGAUGGAGGAGGUUUAAGGGGACUUCUUGCUCUUCAGACUUUGCACAGAUUGGAAGCACUUACUGGCAAACCCAUUUACAAGCUGUUUGACUACAUUUGUGGCGUCAGCACAGGCGCCAUCCUGGGCUUCAUGCUCGGCGUGCAUCAAAUCCCCGUGAAGGACUGCGAUGAGAUUUACAGGAAGCUGGGAUCGGACGUGUUCAAGCAAAACGUGAUUGUCGGGACGAUGAAGAUGAGCUGGAGCCACGCUUUUUAUGACAGCGAAGCAUGGGAGAACAUCCUCAAAGAAAAAAUGGGGUCUUGCCUCUUGGUGGAAACUUCAAGAAAUCCAGAAUGCCCCAAGGUGGCAGCGGUGAGCACCAUUGUGAACAGGGGUCUUCCUCUAAAGGCCUAUGUGUUCAGGAACUACAACCUGCUGCCAGGGGUGCGCUCGCAUUACCUGGGGGGCUGCCAGCACCAGCUAUGGCAGGCCACCCGAGCAUCAUCUGCAGCCCCUGGCUAUUUCCAGGAGUUCACAUUAGGGGGCGAUCUGCACCAGGACGGAGGCCUGCUGAUCAACAACCCCACGGCCCUUGCUAUCCAUGAGUGCAAAUGCCUGUGGCCCGACACGCCCGUGGAGUGUGUGGUCUCUCUCGGCACGGGCCGCUUCGAAACCCCCGGGAAGAACAAUGCCACAUACACCAGUCUGAAAACCAAACUCACCAACGUAAUCAGCAGUGCCACAGACACAGAGGAGGUUCACGCCAUGCUGGACGCCUUCCUUCCUCCCAACACCUACUUCCGCUUCAACCCAUUCCUUAACGAAGACAUCUCCAUGGAUGAGAGCCGCCAUGAGAAGCUGAACCUACUCCAGGCAGAGGGCCUCCGGUAUUUGGAGAGAAACGAAGAAAAGAUUAAAAAGGUUGCAGCCAUUCUCACGCGAGAGAAAACCGCUAUCCAGAGGAUGACUGAGUGGGCCAGACUUAAGGCUGACAUGUACCAGCAUCUGCCUUUCAAGGCAUAGAUCCACACAAGUUCCCAUUUUACAGCAAAAUCGUUCACUAUGUGUGAAUAUAAAAUAAUAAAAUAAUACUUUGUUUUACUACAGGCUAGAGAAACACUGUAUGAAGGCACUAAUCAAACCACUUGAUUUUUAGUUCUACUUGGAUACUUUAUUUUGAAAGUAACAUCGGUUUUAGGAAGUUGUAAGUUUUACCUCAAACAUUUUAGGUAAUGAUCUGAUUAUUCUUGAUAUUUAUUAAUACUCUUGAAGAAUUUUACCAACAAAUGUUAAUUUACCUUAAAUACUGGCUAUACAUUAUAUUAAGAGAGACAAAAACUAUGAGCAUUUUUGGUUUAUGUGCUGAUAUUCCCUACAAGUUCAGGCUCUGCCUCCUCAGUAAAGUAACUACCGGUAGAUGUUUUAAAAAUCUUUAUCAUUACUUUACUGAUGAGUUUAACUGCUGUUGAGAAGUAUACUUUUUCUUCUCGCAAAUUCUUUUUUUCAAAAUAAAACACUUUUAAAUGUUUAACUUUGCUUUCAAAGGUUGUAAAAUCCUCACAAACCUGUUUGUCCCAUUUUUCACACCUAUGUGUAGAUAGACUAUAAAAUGAAGUGUAAAAAGUGACUUUCAGUUUGUAACACUGGAAAACAGAAAAAUUAACAAUGUUAAUGGUUAAAGAUAAAUUAUUUAUGAUUUUUUUACGAAAGUGUAUACAAUAAAGAUGCAGCUAACCAUAAACUUUGUUUAAAGCGUUUGUGGUUGUAGUAUUACAUAUACUAUAACUUUCAUUUAAAAGAAGAAUCGCAGUGGUGAGACCGUCCAGAGGAUGUUUGGUUGUUUUAACUCUCCGGCAUUUAGAGCUCAGUUGUUUGAGCCGUUUGUGUGUUCUCGUUGAUGUUGCCUGGUGGAUUCCCUGCAGGCUCCUCACUUGUUCUAUUCUGCACCUUCAGCAUGCACCCCCCAUGCACCCAUUCCCUUUGAUGCCUUUUCACAAAAGCUUCUCCGUCUACCUUGAAGUCUUGUGUUUGUGUCCUUGAACUAUGAUGUGUUCCGUUAUCACGUUGGAUUUAUUUUAAAGGAUGUUUUUUUAAAUUGUUUAAAGUUGUUGCAGGACUUUCAAUAGUGAAAAAGUAGCAUUGAUUUCCUGCUCCAUGCUUUUGAUGAAAGUAUACUGGAAAUAUGCUUUUUCCAGGCUUUAAAGUACUGUUUAACACAAUGUCAGUCACUCAUGAGGGACCUGCAAAAAGGCAAUUGCAGAAAUCAUCUAAAUUCAUGGAAUUUCCCUUUUUUUUUUCUUGUUGGCUUUGUGUCAAAACGGUUUAAGAAUGUAAUUAAACCCAUCACUCAACCCUA
This is a messenger RNA of Oryzias latipes (Japanese medaka), 4093 nucleotides long. RefSeq names its product calcium-independent phospholipase A2-gamma. Gene Ontology annotation, biological process: arachidonate metabolic process. NCBI's taxonomy places the organism in Eukaryota, Metazoa, Chordata, Actinopteri, Beloniformes, Adrianichthyidae. The record is from RefSeq and is a predicted model, not a curated record. Gene Ontology annotation, cellular component: membrane.